Molecule: messenger RNA, 719 nt
Organism: Drosophila ananassae
Lineage: Eukaryota; Metazoa; Arthropoda; Insecta; Diptera; Drosophilidae
Gene: Pcd
Product: pterin-4-alpha-carbinolamine dehydratase
Exons: 2
Coding region: 70-702 (210 amino acids)
Biological process (GO): tetrahydrobiopterin biosynthetic process
Molecular function (GO): 4-alpha-hydroxytetrahydrobiopterin dehydratase activity
Source: RefSeq, a predicted model, not a curated record
CCCCAACAAAUCAGCUGCUCAAACCGACAGCGACAACAAGCCUGAAACGGGUUUUAUUUAUUCAAGAAAAUGUUAAUUACAAUUAAACACACUCAGAAUGUGAUUAAGCCGAACUUUCAAAAAGUUGCAAAUCUACUUGCCAGCCGCCACAAACCCGCUUUAUCUCAUGGCAUUGCAACAACAACGGAGUUGGUCGAUGGUGGUUUCGGAGGGGCGAAGAGUCGAUUGAGAAGCGAACUGAGCUUUAAUUUUACGCGCAGCAGUUCAAAAAUCUCAUUUCUGUAUACGCCAGCAGCGAGAGCAGCAGCAACUGGUGGUGGCAGCACAAGUCUCCGGAGAUUCUACAGCACCCAUCUAGAAGCAGAAACCACAACAACCACAUCAAAAAAACGCAAAAUGGUGGUACGGCUAAAUGACCAGGAACGUGCUGAAAAGCUGCAGCCCCUUUUGGACGCCGGCUGGACCUUGGUCGAGGGGCGCGAUGCCAUUUUCAAACAGUUCGUCCUGAAAGACUUCAACCAGGCUUUCAGCUUUAUGACCGGAGUGGCUCUGCUGGCGGAAAAAAUCAACCACCAUCCCGAGUGGUUCAACUGCUACAACAAGGUGGAGGUCACAUUGUCCACCCACGAUGUGGGCGGCCUCAGUUCCCAGGACAUACGCAUGGCCACCUACUUGGAGACCCAAGCCAAUUUGUUGAAAUAAAUGCAUUGUUGUUAUAA